ACUACAACAACAACUACACCAGCUACUACCACAACUACACCUACUACUACAACAACCACACCUAAAAUCAUUAUCGGUGACAUCAUUUCCCAUUUGGCGAGGCCUAUGUUGUUGGCGAACAGAUCUGAACAUCUUCCAUUAAUCAUAACAUCAUUUUACUUGUUUAUACCUUGUUUUGAUACUUGUAAAUAGAUUCCCUCUAAUACAUAAUUUGCGAUAAUUAAUACUAUAAUUUAUACCUGUUAAUAGUAUCAAAUGCCUUUUUAAAAUCUACAAAACAACAAUACAGACGCUUAUUAAAAUU
Messenger RNA from Mizuhopecten yessoensis (Yesso scallop), 304 nucleotides. RefSeq lists its product as uncharacterized. The record is from RefSeq and is a predicted model, not a curated record. The transcript has 2 exons. The annotation marks the transcript as partial. NCBI's taxonomy places the organism in Eukaryota, Metazoa, Mollusca, Bivalvia, Pectinida, Pectinidae.